Molecule: messenger RNA, 881 nt
Organism: Centruroides sculpturatus (bark scorpion)
Lineage: Eukaryota; Metazoa; Arthropoda; Arachnida; Scorpiones; Buthidae
Exons: 3
Coding region: 62-733 (223 amino acids)
Source: RefSeq, a predicted model, not a curated record
UCCAAAUUGUUAUAAAAGGCAAGCAGUUUGGCUUAUAUUCCAUACAUUUUACAGCAGAAGGAUGGAGUUCAAGCUCUUACAUCUAGUUCUUGUCGUAUCCUGUAUCCAUGUUAUAAGCUGCUCAAAUAAGGACACUCCGGCUCUAACAAAGAUUCUUAUACAACCUAAUACGACAGAAAAUCCCUCUAUUCCAACAACCAAGAAUUUCCAAACAAUUUCGAGCGAUGAAAAACUUGUGGAACAAGUGGUAUCAAUUCGACGUUUGUUGAGAUAUCCAUCGAUUGUUCUUCAGGACGCCUUUCAAACCAUGUUCUUGAAAACUGGUGACUUGAGACCAUCACUGAUGUUAAAAUAUCUCCAGCAAACGAUUUUACCGCUGUUACAGAAUGAAAACAAAGACGAACUAUUUACUCUGUUAAGGCUCAUAAAAGACUAUUUUACAGGAGAACUUUCCUCAUAUGAAGUCUUAUUGUAUUAUAGGAAAUUCGAAUCCUUAUUAGAAAAUAAAUUUGAUAUGCUUGUUUUAGCAUUACAAGAUUUGAACACAGGGCUAAGUCGGUACAAAGAAAUGGAAAUAACCCCUGAAAUUAGAAAACUUCUUCAGAUGCAACAAGUUCUCUAUGGUGAAAUGGUCGAGAUGUUUGCUAGUUUUAAUGACGAUGACGAUUAUGACGAUGAUGAUGAUGACGACGACGACGAUGACGAUGACGACGAUGAUAAUAAUGCCGUUUGAAAUGUAAUUUAGGUUAUACUGAUUUGAAAAUUGUAGAAACAAUAUAAAAAUCUUUAUAAGUAUUCAGGAUUAAUUAUAAUAAUAAUAUUGAAUCUUUCUGAUUCUAUCAAGAGGAUAGGAAAUUAUAAUUGUUUCUUACUUUGUACUA